Pipistrellus nathusii (Nathusius's pipistrelle) is the source of this 588-nucleotide messenger RNA. The record is from the annotation of a GenBank genome assembly. Lineage: Eukaryota; Metazoa; Chordata; Mammalia; Chiroptera; Vespertilionidae.
AUGGCGCCCGCGGCGUCCAGACUGCGGGCUGAGGCCGGGCUCGGGGCGCUGCCGCGGCGAGCGCUCGCCCAGUACCUGCGCCUCCUGCAGCUCUACCCGGUGCUCACCAAGGCGGCCACCAGCGGCGUUUUGUCAGCACUUGGGAACUUCCUGGCCCAGACAAUUAAGAAGAGGAAAAAAGGAAACUGCUCUCAAAAGCUCGAUGUCAGCGGGCCUCUCAGAUAUGCCAUUUAUGGGUUCUUCUUCACAGGACCACUGAGCCACUUCUUCUACCUCUUCAUGGAGCACUGGAUCCCGCCCGACGUGCCCUGGGCCGGGGUCAAGAGGCUGCUGCUGGACCGCCUCCUCUUCGCGCCGGCCUUCCUGCUGCUGUUCUUCUUCGUCAUGAGCUUCCUGGAGGGCGGACACGCUGCCGCUGGCGUUGCCAAGGUGAGGAGCGCGUUCUGGCCGGCCCUGCAGAUGAACUGGCGCGUGUGGACCCCGGUGCAGUUCAUUAACGUCAACUACGUCCCCAUCCAGUUCCGCGUGCUUUUUGCCAACCUGGUGGCUCUGUUCUGGUACGCCUACCUGGCCUCCCUGGGGAAGUGA